Molecule: messenger RNA, 960 nt
Organism: Meira miltonrushii
Lineage: Eukaryota; Fungi; Basidiomycota; Exobasidiomycetes; Exobasidiales; Brachybasidiaceae
Exons: 1
Coding region: 1-960 (319 amino acids)
Source: RefSeq, a predicted model, not a curated record
AUGGGUAUUUGGGGUGAAGAUCGAAUGACAAAUAUCGCAAUCGGUAUUCGAGUCUUUCAAUUGGUUUGUGUGUUUUCCAUGUUGAUCGUUUGUAUCGUUUUGGCUACUUUUCAAAAUCAGUGGAUCGGAAAGCUGUCUGGGCUGACUGCUCUACUGCUCAUCGUUACCGUUUUGACAUUCUUGGUCGUGGCAUUCAUUUUGGCCGUUUCAUUCUUACCGCAUUCGCUUCAUAUCACCCAAGAUAAAAUCAUACGUGUUUUGGAACAGCCUCGAUUGGGUUUGGUAAUGAACGGUCUUGGAUCAGGUGUUUGGUUGAUUCUUGCAAUGACGCAGACGAUCUCUUCGUAUACCAUGCCAGGUUGCAAAGACCCAGCCAAAGACCCACAUGCUGACAGUUCAAAAGGCAAAAAGGAAGAUUUCCAAAGUGCUUUACCAAGCUUUUGUACCACGAAGAAAGCUGGAGCAGCAUUUGCAUGGUUCAUCUUUGUGACCGCAUUAGCUACACUGUUUUUGUUUUUACGAAUGUGGAAACUUUCUCGUAAGAAUGGACCUAGAAUUCCACCUUUUGUUCAUCCUGCAGAUGAUGGUGCAUUUGAACCAAUUGGAGAGGAUAUGGAACACGAUGAAGAGGAUAACAUUUACGCCAGAGAACAAGCCGGAAUGCCGAUCAGUAGUGGCCGCUAUGGAGAAGGGGGUGAUGGACGAUAUGGAUAUGGAGGAUACGAUGAUCCCAAUCAGCCACAACAAUACAACCAACAACAAUAUGAUGGCUACAAUCAGAAUGCACAAUACGGUCGUGGUGGAAAUGACCCUUUUGCUGAUCAAAAUCCACCUCGUCAAUCGUACGAUUAUGGAGCAUAUGCUGCCAAUACGCCAUCUGCUCAAGAUCCAUAUGCGAUCAUCCAACAACAAUUACGAGCAGACAGACCGCCUCAAUUGCCUCCGCUGUAUCGUGGAUGA